AUGGGAGACAAAGGAGAGUUUGGCUCUUCAACAAUAAAAUGGCCGAAGAUCAAACUCAAACGGAAUCUCAAUGUCUCUUAUCUGAAGAAUCUUGAUCUCUUCACCGUGGAAAACUGUCUCACUUCUGAUGAAUCAAAGGGCUUUAUAAAAAUCGCAGAGUCUCUCGGUUUUACUCACCAAGGAAGUCUUGGCCCAGCCUAUGGUGAAGCUUACAGGGAUAACCACCGAAUCUCGGUGAACGAUCCUGUCCUUGCGGAUACUAUAUGGCAAUCUGGGCUUUCUAAUAUAUUCUCUGACAUCAAGAUUAGGAGGAAGGUUGCAGUCGGGUUGAAUCCAAACAUUAGAUUUUACAGGUAUACUGCUGGUCAGCAUUUUGGUCGUCACAUUGAUGAAAGUGUUGAUCUUGAAGAUGGAAAGCAGACCCAUUACACAUUGUUGAUAUAUCUAAGUGGGAGCAACACCAAAUCAAAUUCCAAGAGCAACUCAAGCAAGAAAAAUGAUUCUUCUUUAGCCGAGCCUUUAGUUGGUGGAGAAACCGUCUUUUUUGGUUCAAGGAACAGUAUCGUAGCUGAGGUAGCUCCCAUGGAAGGUAUGGCUCUCUUUCACAUCCAUGGAGAAAAGUGCAUGUUGCACGAAGGAAGAAAUGUCUCCAAAGGCGUCAAGUAUGUGUUCCGUUCUGAUGUUGUUUUUGCAUGA
Messenger RNA from Arabis nemorensis, 696 nucleotides. NCBI's taxonomy places the organism in Eukaryota, Viridiplantae, Streptophyta, Magnoliopsida, Brassicales, Brassicaceae. The record is from the annotation of a GenBank genome assembly.